Molecule: messenger RNA, 3117 nt
Organism: Thlaspi arvense
Lineage: Eukaryota; Viridiplantae; Streptophyta; Magnoliopsida; Brassicales; Brassicaceae
Source: the annotation of a GenBank genome assembly
AUAACAUCUCACACGUAUUCACAUUCAUAAAGACACUAAUCUUUUCGAAGACAUGAUUUGUCCUUCUUCCCUUUUCGUAAAUACUCGAUAAAACUAAAGGGUGAUUUUGUCUUUUCCACUUGUUUUGUUUGAUCCUGUUAAAUUUAAAAUUGGAAAGGGAAUGGCUUGCAGUGUUGGCAAUGUCUCUCCCCUACAGUCUCUUUCUCUUUACACCAAAGAGCUUCUUUAACCUCCAAAUUUUUCCCUCUCUCUUUUUCGGCGGUUAAGCUGCCGCAAUCUCACCCACUUCAAGAAGAAACCCCAGAAACUAAGAAAAAAUUGAAUCUUUCUCUCUAAUCCUCGAAACCCAUUUGAUUAUAUUUCUCCGGAAAUUUGAAGAACAGUUUGUGAACAGAGCAAAUGCCGCUUGUUAGGCUUCAAGUGAGGAAUGUUUACGGUUUAGGUCAAAAGGAUCUUCACGGAAACGUCGAUCGUGAAGACACCAAAGCGAUUCUCGACGGCGUCGCCGUUUCUGGACUCGUUGGGAUCUUGCGUCAACUCGGUGAUCUCACCGAGUUUGCGACAGAGAUAUUUCAUGGAAUACAAGAAGAGGUUAUGAUUACAGCUUCAAGAAGCAAUAAGUUGAAGAUGAGACUGAAGCAGAUAGAAGCUACAGUGCCUUCAAUUCACAAGACAGUGCUUGCACAAACAAACCACAUACACUUUGCAUACAGUGGAGGUCUAGAGUGGCAUCCUCGUUUACCAAAUGUGCAAAAUCACUUUAUUUACGAUGACUUGCCACAGUUUAUCAUGUCUCCAUAUGAAGAUAGCCGAGAUCCUCCGCAUCUGCACUUGCUAGACAAAUUUGAUAUAAAUGGUCCAGGGUCUUGUGUGAAGCGAUACUCCGAUCCUACUCUUUUUAAAAGAGCAUCAAGAGCUUCUAAACUUCCUGAAAUGAAGAAGAAGAAAUCACUCCCACGGAGUCGAGAUGUCUCACGUGUUGCCUCAUUGGCUAACCAGAGUGACAGGAAGACAUUUGCUUCUUUAAGCUUCAGUGGAAGAACCUCUUGCUCAAAAACUGCCUCAACGGUUGAAACCGAAUCGAAAUCAGACUUGCAAGAUCAUCGUUCUUGCUCUUUCGAUUCCAGAAGUGGUGGGGAGAAGCUGAAGGGUGUAUACACUUCUUCAAGGCUUACACAGGUUCCUCGGACCAUUGCUUCAGUUCUCUCUGAAAGCGAAAGUGAAGAUGCAAAUGAUAGUCCUUCUCAAGAUCUAACAGCUCGUGGCUCUUCUUGCGUUAGCUGGCACGAGAAAGCUGAGAUAGUGGAAACCGAUGCUCUGCAGUGUCCAAAAGAUGAAUGUCCUGAAGUGAUGGAGACUAGCUCUGUUGUGGAUGCUGAAACUGUAUCAAGACUGAAAGAACAUACAGAGUUUGAACCUGUUGUCCAAGAUAUCAAACCGAGGGAAAUGGAAAUGGACAGUGAAGAUGAAACUGAAAGCGAAGGGGACGAUUUUGUUGAUGCACUUUACACCAUCGAUUCAGAAUCUGAAAAUGAUCAAGGGUACCAAGUUACUGAAGAAGUGCAGAGGAAGAUUUCAAAUGAGAUUACAGAAGAAAAGUUGGAUGACUUUGUGUGUGAGAAAGAAACAGAGAAGAUAUCUAACAACUUUAGUGAUGAUGAUGAUGAUGAGACAAUAUGUGCUGCUGCAUCAGGUCUACAUUUAUCAUCAUCACCGGUGGAUAAACCUGAUGAACUUUCUCAUCGAGAUCCAUGGGCGGGUUCAGAUAUAAGCAAUGGUACUCAUAGUUAUUCCAAUGGCUUCUCAAAUCCACUGUAUGAUGAUGAUACUAAUGGUAUCCAAGAACAUCAAGAUUCAGAAGAUGAGGCUUCUUGUGACACCGAAGAGGCGGCUAAGCUAUGGACUAAUGGAAAUCUGCUGGGACUGAAACCAUCGAAACCGAAGAUUGUAGCAGAAACCAUCCCAGAGAAUGAUGAAGACGUUGAUGAUGAAACCUCCUUCGAAGAUCCCUUGAGAGAAGCUGAUAAGGCUGCUUUUGACUGGUUUACUUCAUCUCCUCCACUUGAUCACAUGAAAAUAUCUUUCAAACCCUCGGAAACCUUGCCGAGUUCCGAACUGAAGCUGAAACUUCCAGAAGAAUAUACGUUUUCUUCUUUUCAGUUGGUGCCAGAGACUAAUGCUGCUUCACUUCCUGAUUCUGAUUCAGACAAGGACACUUUCUGUAGAUCCUCUUCUUACGUUUCAGAUAACAGCGACGAUCACUCUGUGUCAGACUCUGAGCAGCAGUGGGAAGAAGAACCAGGCGAAAUCCGUGAAAGAAAGAGCCAACAAGGGAUUUAUGAUUCGUUUCAUAGAUUCAAUGCUGAAGCUUCUUCUCUCUCAGCUCCAUCUUCAAAGACUGAAACAACAUCAAAUGGUUAUCUAGCUGGAAAUCUCUCUUACCUCCAAAAUCCAGCUGAGCCUUUACCACCGCCUCUCCCACCGUUACAGUGGAUGGUUUCGAAGAUACCGUCGGGGAGAUUCGAGGAUCACAACAGGGAGUCUCUAAAGGACACUCUCAUACGCACAUUUGAGCAGAACAGUUCUUUAUCUACAGUCAAGAAAGAAGAACCAAACACUGUCACUGCUUCUGUUCCUAAACUAGAAAACAAGGUGCAUCAGAAGAAUGAUGUGAGGGAUUAUAAGCAAAAUCAUGGCAAUGCAAAAGAGACUGAAGCUGGAGACUUUUUGCAUCAAAUCCGAACAAAACAAUUCAACUUGAGACGUGUGGUCACGACAAAGACAUCAUCAUCGGAAGCUACGAUGAACACCAAUUUCAGCGUGAUUCUAGAGAAGGCAAACUCCAUCCGACAGGCUGUAGCAAGCGACGAUGGAGAUGGCGAAAGCGAUACAUGGAGCGAUAGCGACACGUGACACCGAGUGCAAUUCACUAAUAUUAUAGAACACCACAUUCAUUCCGUUUCUUAUAUGUUACGCUAUUGUGUGGUAGAUAUAUAGGUCGAUUUUGUCGUACGUUUUAUAUCUGUAUCUUCAACUAUAAAAAAUAGGUUCUACAAAAUAAAAAUAACUAUAUAGAAUAUGUUUCUUCUGAUGAGUCUCGAGAGAAUUAACGUCAAU